This is a messenger RNA of Danaus chrysippus (African queen), 1497 nucleotides long. The record is from the annotation of a GenBank genome assembly. NCBI's taxonomy places the organism in Eukaryota, Metazoa, Arthropoda, Insecta, Lepidoptera, Nymphalidae.
AUGAAUUUUUCUCAGGUCAGCACGAUAGAGGAAUACGGAGUGUAUACGAUGCUGCCCGCGCAGCAACUAGCUCCUAUCAGCCCUUGGCCACCUGAUGGAGUAUUGGAUCGUAUGGACGACCUGGUGCACAAAGGUCACAGCGGUGUUAACCAGCUCGGCGGCGUGUUUGUAGGAGGCAGACCUCUCCCGGACUCGACGAGACAGAAGAUAGUGGAACUGGCGCACUCCGGAGCCCGGCCCUGCGACAUCAGUAGGAUACUGCAAGUGAGCAACGGAUGUGUGUCCAAGAUACUGGGGAGGUAUUACGAGACCGGUUCAAUCAGACCUCGUGCGAUCGGCGGGUCAAAGCCUCGUGUGGCUACAGCCGAAGUUGUCAGUAAGAUAGCCCAAUACAAGAGAGAAUGUCCAUCCAUCUUCGCCUGGGAGAUAAGGGACCGCCUGCUCAGCGAGGGUGUCUGCACAUCAGAUAAUAUACCAAGCGUUUCGUCAAUUAACCGCGUGUUACGCAACCUGGCUGCUCAGAAAGAGAAGUCUAGCAACCAACAACCGUCAAAUGAUUGUUCUACGCCUGUGUACGAGAGGUUGCGGUUGUUGGGUACCCCGGGGUCAGCGCCAACUUGGCCGAGGUCACCUUGGCCCACGCAGAUAGACACAAGAACACCACCUUACCAGCUACACAGCUUAAGCCCCGGACCUCAAGCUAUUGGCUGCAAUGGAACAGAAUUACCGAUCAUGAAGAAAGGCGAAGAACCGCUGGAAGGUUUAGAAGCUCUUCAUUCAGAUGAAACUGGUUCAGGAGACAAUUCUAACGCGGGUUCCAGUGGGGCUGAUGAAGACGCAGCGAGACUUAGAUUGAAGAGGAAGUUACAGAGGAACAGAACCAGCUUCACUAACGAACAGAUUGAUAACUUGGAGAGAGAAUUCGAGAGAACACACUACCCCGACGUAUUCGCGCGAGAGAGACUCGCGGCUAAAAUAGGACUACCUGAAGCAAGGAUACAGGUAUGGUUCUCGAAUCGGCGCGCGAAGUGGCGUCGCGAGGAGAAGAUACGCAGCCAGAGACGCAGCCCCGAGUGCUACACGGCGCAUGCGCACGCGCACGCACACGCGCACUCGCACGCGCACGCGCCCGCACCGGUGACGCACGCGCACGCGCCCGCACUGACCGCGCCCGCGCAACACACUCAGCAUCAGUACCAGCCGCCUCUCAACGUAGAUACAUACAGCCCGCUAACCCCGAUGGGCUACAGCGGCGGCAUGGUGGGUGAUACACCGGUGUGUGAGGCCGGGGACGAGCUGUGUAAGGGAGGCUUCCUGGGCUACCCGCGGUACGACCUGCCUUCAUACAGACACUACAACCACGGAUACCAACAUGAACCAGCCUCGCCUCCGCCGGAGCAUGUUGUAACAGAGCUCGGCGGGCUGCUCGGGGCGGGCGUGUCCGUGCCGCUGGCUGUGCCGGGACACGAGCAGCAGUACUGGCCGAGACUACAGUGA